CGCGCUCUCCGGCGCGCACGCUGGCGCAGGGGCAGGUGGGACAGCGUAAUGGCGGCUGCCGAUCUUGAGCGGGUCCCCGACGUGGUGGUGGACUCGAGCGGCGUCUUCAAGUACGUGCUGAUCCGUGUCGGGCAGGAGGGCGGUCCCGAGAAGGACAUCGUGCGGGGAUGGGCCUCGGCGGAGUACCACGCGGAUAUCUACGACCAGGUCUCUAUGGAGAUUGAGAAGCAGGGCCUUUACUGUGAGUGCCAGGGUGGAGGUCGAAUCAGGCACGAUAAUGGAGAGAAGAAGAUACAUGUUUACGGAUACUCCAUGGGCUUUGGUCGGGCAAAACAUGAAAUAACAACACAGAUCCUGAAGGUGAAGUACCCAGACUACACUGUGACCUGGGCAGAUGAAGGGUACUGAGAUGGCCGAGGACACACUCCACCUCCGGGUUGAUACAGCAGCACUGCUGACAGUGUUAAAAACUUCUUGCCUGUGGGCUAAGGCCUCCUGAUGUAAAAGCAACUCAGCUCAAUUAAUCUAGAAGUUUUUUUGCUGCAACUGCACUGCCUGUUCAACGGAUCAUGUAUGAUGUGAUCUUUGUUAAAGAAUGAUUCAUCCUUUA
Molecule: messenger RNA, 610 nt
Organism: Mobula hypostoma (lesser devil ray)
Lineage: Eukaryota; Metazoa; Chordata; Chondrichthyes; Myliobatiformes; Myliobatidae
Gene: phpt1
Product: phosphohistidine phosphatase 1
Exons: 3
Coding region: 49-408 (119 amino acids)
Biological process (GO): peptidyl-histidine dephosphorylation
Cellular component (GO): cytosol
Molecular function (GO): protein histidine phosphatase activity
Source: RefSeq, a predicted model, not a curated record